This is a messenger RNA of Ceratina calcarata, 2398 nucleotides long. It is a transcript of the gene Ufl1, whose product is annotated as UFM1 specific ligase 1. Bases 1 to 2301 code for a protein of 766 amino acids. Gene Ontology annotation, cellular component: endoplasmic reticulum membrane. Gene Ontology annotation, molecular function: UFM1 ligase activity. The record is from RefSeq and is a predicted model, not a curated record. The transcript has 5 exons. Lineage: Eukaryota; Metazoa; Arthropoda; Insecta; Hymenoptera; Apidae. Gene Ontology annotation, biological process: regulation of proteasomal ubiquitin-dependent protein catabolic process; protein K69-linked ufmylation; response to endoplasmic reticulum stress.
AUGAGUUCUGUCGACUGGGAUGAAGUCAAAAGGCUAGCUGCUGACUUUCAGAAAGCGCAGCUCAGUUCAACGUUACAAAAGCUGUCAGAACGUAACUGCAUAGAAAUUGUAACCAAGCUAAUAGAAAACAAAUUAUUAGAUGUAAUAUUUACGAAUGAUGGCAAGGAGUAUGUUACACCUCAGCAUCUCGGAAAAGAGAUUAAAGAUGAAUUGUACAUACAUGGUGGCAGAAUCAAUUUAGUUGAAUUGGCACAAAUUCUUAAUGUCAGCCUGUCUCAAGUAUCUAAGGCAGCCAAUGACAUAGAGAAGCACAGCAAAGGAUUAAAAAUAAUCCUUGGACAACUUAUUGAUAAAACCUAUACAAACAAAGUAGCUGAAGAAAUCAAUGACAAACUGGCACAACAUGGUUUGAUUAAUGUAUCAGAACUGACUGUACAUUACGAUUUGCCAGCUGAAUUUUUGCAGUCUUUAAUUGAAAGAGAAUUAGGAAAGAUAAUAUGUGGAAAACAGGAUACUCAGAACUCUAGGGUGUUUUACACAGAAAGCUUCAUAGCGAGAAAUAAAGCAAAGAUACGGGGCGCCUUAUCUGCUAUCACGAAGCCCACACCAUUGUCUGCAAUUUUAGGACAAUGUUCUAUUUCAGAAAGGAUAUUCUUUUCAAUACUGGACAGCUUGCAAGAAACGAGACAAAUUCCUGGUAUUGUAGCAGGAAAACAGGGGACAAAUUGUCUUUACGUGCCGACUAUAUACUCUAAAAGUCAGAACGAAUGGGUGGAUAACUUUUACAAACAGAAUGGUUAUUUAGAAUACGACGCCCUUACUCGUCUUGGGAUAUCAGAUCCGCCGAAUUUUGUGAAGCGCCAUUUUCCAAACGAAGAUAUAGCCUUCCUUGAUUCCGUUGCCGUGGGCACAAGUAUUAGGGAUCAGAUAGACUCAAACAUCGAAGAAGCUAUAGUAACUGGAUCGUUUGUCGACAUAAGCCCGCUUCUACCAUCUGUAUUCUCCGACAAAGACAUGGAAAUGCUUCUUAAAAUUGCGGAGAAGAAGAUAAAUAACAGCACGCAUGUAUUUGCAAAAACUGUGGUGAUGUCCGACGCAUAUUUGCAGUCUUUAAACAAAUCGUUUGAGGCAAUUGCUGAGGCGAAGGCCAGGGAAGCAGUGGCUAGUGGACAAUGGUUUCAAACUAUAGCGCAGAAUAGAAUUAAAUCUAAAUCAGCCGAUUUAAUACUCGAGAGCAAGAACAGCAGAAAAGACGAACGUCGAAAGAAGGCAACAAGUGGUAAAGCCGGUGGCGGGAGUCAAGGAAGAGAGACGAAAACGAAAUCUACUAAAAAGAAAUAUCUACAAGGAAAAAUUCGCGACGAUUCAGAUGAUGAGAAUAUGAAAAUCGCGCCAACGAAAAUUGAAUUAAAAUUAGUAUCAUUGGAAGAUAUAAAAAAUGAAAUUGCAAAAGAUGAUAAUUUAUCGAUAAUUGACGAAUUAAUAGAGGAACUGGCAUUGUACUUAGAACAAAAAGUGAAUGCCUAUGCUAUAUCAAUCGCAGAUCAAUUAGCGCAAAAUAAUAAGACUACUAAUCUGAGUGAAGUUGAAGAACGUUUAAAUAUGUUGCUAACCAAUAUUAAGAUAUUUGACAAAGGAAUCAAGCAUAUGGACAAGGCAGAUCAACCAGUUUUAACGAAAUACUUGUUAAAAUCUCUUGGUACUGAUUUUGUGAACGAACUAUUCAAGUUAGCCGCACUGCAGAAUAUGCUUCAAUUCCCCGAGAACAUCACCACCGAAACGAGGCAAAAAAUGUUGCUCGAUGUACCAGAAGACGUGAAGGAGCCUUUAUCCAAUAUACAUAAAUCUAUUGCUGGGAACUCCGUAGACGACUUCAUGAAUUUUGUAGACGCGGCAAUGGCAACUUGUUGUCUAGUACUAAGGAAAUAUGAUAAGAAGAAAGAAAGGCCAUUUAUUUUGGGUCACAGAGAAGCCUUGUUAGAAGAACUUAAUUCUACUCAAGAUCCUGCACUGGCGUUGCAUUUAGUUACCAGCAUAUUGUUCUCAACAGCAACGCAAAGUGUUCUACAUAUGUCGGGAAGACACGUAUCUAUGGUCCUUUCAUUUCUUCGAACGCAAGUCCAAGCGCCAACAAUGGAGACAUUAUCGAAAUAUCAUGAUAUGGUAUUAAAAAGUUUGACUUGUUCCGAUGAAGAAACAAAGCUCGAAAUUCAAGAAGCUUUAGAAGUUGGAUUGUUAGAUAUUAAAAAUAUCGCGAAUAAUUAUAAAGAACAAUUGAAGAGUGAAAAAUCGCAAGAAUAGAAAUACACGUAAUUGUACAUAAAGAGGAACAUUAUUAAAAUUUAUUCAAAAGAUUUAUACUAUGUUUUGCAAUAAACUAUCUUAAAAGACAAAAGCA